GUCGUCUUCAACCUCAUCACAGCACCAACCACACCCGACUCCUCCAUCUCCUGCUAAAAUGCGCCAGCCAGCUCGGUAUGACUCACCUCCUCCAAAUCCAAGCCCAGGUCACCGUCUCCCCAAUCCUGAAUUUCGACUCAAACAUCGUCGCCGUCAAGCUUAUCGGUUCUUGCGCCGACCAUGGUAAUGUGCGCCACGCCUCCUUAAUCUUCACCCACUACCUCCAGAACCCAAACAUUUUCUCCUACAAUUCAAUCCUAAAAGCCUUUGCCCAAAACAAUGACUUCAUCCGUACAAUCCAAUACUUCAAUUCCCAAAUCUCAUCACCAAAAGCCCCUGAUCCGGAUGAGUAUACCUUCACUUCUGUCCUCAAAGCCUGUGCUGGCCUAAAGGACGACGUUGAAGGGUCUAAAAUUCACAGUGUUGUUGCUAAAUGUGGGUUUGAAUUUAACCUUUUCGUGAGAAAUUCACUAAUUGAUAUGUAUUUUAAAGUUGGUCACGAAAAAAUAGCAUUUCAACUCUUUGAUGAAAUGUCUAUUAGAGAUGUCGUGUCUUGGAACACAAUGCUUUCUGGGUAUUGUUUGUGUGGUCGUGUGCAUGAGGCUAGAAGGGCAUUUGAAGAGAUGGGAGAGAGAAAUUUGGUUUCUUGGUCGACUCUAAUUAGUGGGUAUGCACGGUUGGGUCUGUUGGAUGAGGCUAAAGGUCUUUUCAAUGCAAUGCCAGAGAGAAAUGUGGUUUCUUGGAAUGCUAUGAUUGCUGGUUACUCGCAACAUGAGAAGUAUAAUGAGGCCAUCGAGGUUUUCAGGCAAAUGCAAAAAAUGGGAGUGAGACUGAAUGAUGUUACUCUUGUGAGUGUAUUGCCGGCUUGUGCCCAUUUGGGUGCACUUGAUUUGGGGAAGUGGAUUGAUAGAUUUAUUAGUAGCAGCAGGAUGGAAUUGGGCUUGUUUUUAGGGAACGCCUUGGCUGACAUGUAUGCAAAGUGUGGGUGUAUAGUGGAAGCUAAAAGGAUUUUUGAAAAAAUGCAAGAUAGGGAUGUUAUAUCAUGGAGUAUACUUGUAACUGGGUUGGCCAUACAUGGUCAUGCAGAUGAAGCUUUUGGGUACUUCUAUGGAAUGCUUGGAUGUGGAGUUCAUCCAAAUGAUGUUACAUUCAUGGGGUUAUUAACAGCAUGUACUCAUACAGGGUUGGUUGGUAAAGGGCUAGAGUAUUUUCAUAUGAUGGAGAAGGAAUAUAAAUUAAGUCCCAAGAUUGAGCACUAUGGGUGUGUGAUUGAUCUUCUAAGUCGAGCAGGUCGCCUUGACAAAGCAGAGGAUAUGAUCAAAUCGAUGCCCAUGAAACCGAAUGUUAUAGUUUGGGGUGCACUGCUUGGUGGUUGUCGGAUUUACAAAGACACUGACAGAGGGGAGCGGGUUGUUCAGCGUAUUCUUGAACUGGAUGCUGAACAUUCCGGCAGCUAUAUAUAUCUCGCCAACCUUUAUGCUUCAAUGGGUAGGUUGGAUGAUGCGGCAAAGUGUAGGUUGAGAAUGCGAGAUAAUGGGGUAAUGAAAACCCCUGGAUGCUCUUGGAUUGAGGUGGAUAACAGAGUGUACGAGUUUUUCAUGGGAGACAAGUCUCACCCUCUAUCCGAAAAGAUAUACAUAAUGAUCAGAGAGCUAGGAUUGAAAAUGAAGCUAGCCGGGUAUAAACCAAAGACAGACCUAGUAGUGCACAAUGUAGACGAGGAAGAGAAAGAGGAUGCUUUAUCCACACACAGUGAGAAGUUGGCAAUUGCAUUUGGUCUCAUUAGUACUAGUGAAGGAACCACGAUUCGUGUUGUUAAGAAUCUGAGAAUUUGUGAUGACUGUCAUGAUGCAAUAAAGAUAAUUUCCGGUAUCAUUCACCGAGAGAUUAUUGUGCGUGACCGGAGUCGCUUCCAUCAUUUUAAACAUGGAAGAUGCUCUUGUAAUGAUUAUUGGUAGCAAGUGCUUUAAAACGGAAAUGGGUGGAUGGGGGACAUGAAUUCAGACGAGGUGGUUGUUCUGUCAACUCAUCUACAUGGAUGAGAACUUUCGCUCAUCUGUCUCUCUAGAAAUCAAGGAUAUCAUGGAAGGAUCUGAAUUAUAGUCUCUGUUGUUCCUGUCAAAAAAUGAGGCAAUCGGCGUUUUGGGAUCCUAUGGCAGCGGAAUUCUAAAUGGAUCACUCAUUAAGUUUUUUCUCUGCCCUUUAGGUCAUGAAGUUCAAUUGCAUAUGUGGAGGAGCAGGAUGAACGACCAUCUUCCUCAGUUUCUCAGAAUAUUUGGAUCUUGCCAUGAUUGAUAUAGCCUCAUAAGGUAUGAAUAGGAUUGGAAGUUUUAAGGAACAAUACUAUAAAUAGGUUAUUUAGUGUAUCCUCCGCUUGGAAGGUCAUCAGGAAGAGGGGGAACCUAUAUGCCCUUAGGUGAAGCUCUUCUGGUUUCUAUAGCUAGCUCCUAGCUGGUAUUGAUUAACGGGAAUCAAACUAGGAAAUGACCCUUUAACUAGGCUGGCAUUGAGGGAAGCUCUCACUACUAGUGUCAAUGUGCAUAGAGAGGUCGUAGCUCAUCAUCCUCCGGUUUUCCAAAGUCGAUAGAAGAAUUUGACCAUUGUGUGUUGGACGAGCUUAACUUAUACAUUUAGCCGGCAAUGCUUUGGACAUCCUGGGGCCAAAGGCUACUUGCCAACGCAUCCGCAAAGUAGCUUGGCUGCAUAGUAAUCGCAAGCACCAACAAGCUUUUAGUCCAAUGAUGCUCCAUGUUUUGUGAAAGUUUUGUUAUAUUGAGAUCAAAAGUUCAAGUUCCUUCCCUUUCCCCCAAAAAAUAAAAAAAAAUAAAGAGAAAUUGAAAGGGCGGGUAUUCAUGCAACUGCAAAGAGGAACGAUGAAAUUCUGAGCAAACAUGACACUGUUCAAUACAGAACAUAUGAUGAAAGGAACAGUUUGAUUCUUUUGUGGUGACAGAUGCAUCUGGCUUGUUUAAACGUUCGUUCUCCUAUAUUGUUGCCCUCUGCUUACCCUUUAUACUGUGUUAAGCGAUUUUCUUUCACUGCAACAACAAUCUGUGGUUUCUGGGCUGUGG
Molecule: messenger RNA, 3071 nt
Organism: Ilex paraguariensis (yerba mate)
Lineage: Eukaryota; Viridiplantae; Streptophyta; Magnoliopsida; Aquifoliales; Aquifoliaceae
Source: the annotation of a GenBank genome assembly